Nicotiana attenuata is the source of this 522-nucleotide messenger RNA. RefSeq lists its product as uncharacterized. The record is from RefSeq and is a predicted model, not a curated record. NCBI's taxonomy places the organism in Eukaryota, Viridiplantae, Streptophyta, Magnoliopsida, Solanales, Solanaceae. The annotation marks the transcript as partial. The transcript is spliced from 3 exons.
UUGGGCGUGAUCACUGUCCAAUUCUAUGAGCAAGUUCUUGGUUUUGUUCUCAUCCAGAGGCCCUCUUCCUUCGACUUUGAUGGAGCUUGGUUGUUCAACCACGGAAUUGGAGUUCAUUUGCUAGGAAAAGAAGACGCACCAUCAAAGAAUGGAAAGAUAAUAAACCCAAAAGAUAACCACAUUUCAUUCCAAUGUUCCGAUAUGGAUCUCAUUAUUCGAAGAUUGGACGAAAUGAAGGUUGAGUAUGUAAUAGCAACUGUAAAAGAAGGUGGAGUCACUGUGGAUCAACUCUUCUUUCAUGAUCCAGAUGGCAACAUGAUUGAGAUCUGUAAUUGUCAAAAUAUACCAAUUCUUCCACUUUCCUCUUGUCCUCUCAAGAAGUUCAACAAAUAUCCAGUCUUCAACCAAACCAUGCCUAAUUCUUUUCACGGGAAUGGAACCAGUAAGAUGAAUUGCUUAGGAGAAGUGGAAUAUUUGAUGAUGGAGAACUUAGCCAUGAAUAUGAUUGACAUUUUAUUUUGA